UAUUCACGGCAUUCCUUUAUCUAUACCAAUAUAUUUGAGCAAUCUACAUGACAACUCAAGCUAAAUAAUGCGAAGAAAAACUUUUAAAUGUGUUAAAUCGUAAACAAGGAAGACUGAUAAACCGUGAGAGAAGAGUUGAGUUUGAGGUCACUUCAGGAAUCAGAAUGAGACCAGGCGUGGAAACUGAUCCUGUGUCAGUACCACUAGAGAUGGGAGAAAAUGGUCUGACGCAGAUCUUAGCCCAUGUCAUUGCUGAGGUGAAAGGUUCCAUAAAUAAAGAUAUAAACGGGGUUGAACUGUUGCACAGUCUUCUCAAUGCCCCCUGGCUCCAUUCCCUACUAAAGGUGUAUGAAUGUCUACAGCAACACCUCGAACAUUCUCCUAGACCGUAUCUCUCCUAUUCUUCUGGACUAUCUUUGCAGAUUCUGUCUGAUCUGCUGGCAAUCCCAAAUCCUUCCAAUGAAGCUCGAGAACUCUAUGGCCUCCUCAGUCAGCCUCACAUACAGGCUCUUCUCUCUGCUCAUGACACGGUCAGUCUAAGAGACUACGAACCAGGACUGCCUCCACUGCCUAAAGACCUGCCUGAAGAUGAGGAAGCCAUGAGGAUUGUUUGCCUGGUCAAAAACAAUCAGCCUUUGGGAGCGACAAUUAGAAGAGAUGAUACCACGGGGGAAAUAUACAUCGCCCGAAUUAUACAUGGAGGACUGGCUGACCGCAGUGGUCUCUUACAUGCUGGAGACAGGCUGGUGGAGGUAAACGGUCACCCCGUUUUCGGGCUGGAGCCAGAACAGAUCAUACAAAUUCUGGCCCAUUCUCAAGGAACCAUAGUGUUCAAGUUAGUUCCCAUCACCGACAGAUCAGUCAACAACCAAACCAUGCUCUAUGUGCGAGCCAUGGUGGACUACAACCCCCAGAUGGACCCUUCCAUUCCCUGUGCGGAUGCCGGAGUGGCCUUCAGGAAGGGAGAUAUCCUUGAGAUUGUGGACCAAUCAGAUGACCUCUGGUGGCAGGCCAUCAAACUGCCCAGCAUCUCUGCCUGCGCUAGCCUCAUUCCUUCCACAAGCUUGCUCAAAAGAAAGCAGAAAGAGUCGUGGUGGUCUCAGCCUUAUCAAACACACACCUGCUUUAAAACCUUAAGCACAGUGGAUGAGGGUGAGCAUAUAACAAUAAUCUUAAAUAUACAAGCUUAUCCUUUUAUCCACUUUUGUCUGAACUCUAUAUCUGUUUUUUUAGAAGAAGACCUAAUUGCUAUAGAUGACAAAUGUGUAGAAGCAGAUGAGGAAGCAUUUGAAUCUGAAGAGAGUGAAUUCAGCACCAAUGUUAAUGGGAUUUAUCUUACUGGUUUUCGCCGAAGUCUGCGUCUCUGUCGCCGACGAAGGAGUCAGGCAUUUGGAGCUUCUCAGUUCUGCUCACUUCGCUGCCCCGCCAGCUGCUACAGUUCCCUGGCCAACCCAUAUGAAGAGGUGGUGCGAUACCAGCAUCAUCCAGAACACACACAUCGCUUAAUAGCGCUCAUGGGGCCAUCUGGGGUCGGCGUGAAUGAACUGCGCAGGAGACUAAUCGAGAUCAAUCCAAAGGUUUACCAAGGAGCUGUUCCUCAUACCACACGACCUCCCAAAUCCUAUGAGGAAUCUGGGAGAGAAUAUCACUUUGUCAGCAAAGAGCAGUUUGACAACAUGGUCUGCAGUCACAGGUUUAUUGAGUUUGGGGAGUUCAAGAGUCAUCUCUACGGUACUAGUAUAGAUGCAGUCAAAGAAGUUUUGGCCAGUGGAAAAAUCUGUGUGAUUGACAUUGAACCAUAUGCAUUAGAGUCAGUAAGGACCCCAGAGCUGAGGGCGUAUGUCAUCUUUAUAAAGCCCCCAUCUAUUGAGCAGAUGAAACAGACGCGAACAAACUCUCAUAUUAUCACAAAUUACUACAUCAGCCGACCAUUUAAGGAUGAAGACUUUCAGGAAAUAGAGGAUGCCGGACACAAAAUGGAGCAGCAAUACUGUCAGUUCUUUGAUCAUGUUAUAGUAAAUGAGGGCCUGCAGGCCGCAUGCGUGCAGCUGCUAACCGCAGUGAGGAGAGCCCAGGAUGAGCCGCAGUGGGUACCAGCUGCAUGGAUCAGACCAACAGAGCAGUCUUAAAAAAGAGAAGUCAAAGUGAAGAAGGGACUCGUUUCUUUCUUUUUCACCUUACAUUAUGAGAAUAUUGUUUGUUUUUUCUGUUUAAAUCUAAAUAAAUUAUUGUCGGAGCCGAUGGUGUAGUGGACGGUACUCCGUCACAUGGUGCAGACGCACUUCUGGCGACCCGAGUGCGAAUCCUGGCUCAAGGUCCUUUGCCAAUUCCAUACCCCUCUCUUCACCCUAUACUUUCCUGUCAUCUCCUUAAUUACUGUCUAUCUAAUAAAGGCAAAAAGCCCCCCCCCAAAAAAAUAUAUAUAUAAAUAAAUUAUAUACAUAAUAUACAUCAAAACAUACACUGCAAAAAAAUGACUUUCUUACUUAGUAUUUUUGUCUUGUUUUUAGUAGAAAUAUCAAAAAAUUCUUAAAUUCAGAAGCUUUUUCUUGAUGAACAAAACAACCUCAGAAACUAAGUCUAGU
This is a messenger RNA of Misgurnus anguillicaudatus (oriental weatherfish), 2585 nucleotides long. It is a transcript of the gene mpp4b, whose product is annotated as MAGUK p55 scaffold protein 4b. Gene Ontology annotation, molecular function: protein binding. The record is from RefSeq and is a predicted model, not a curated record. Lineage: Eukaryota; Metazoa; Chordata; Actinopteri; Cypriniformes; Cobitidae.